AAAAAGCAAGGAGAAACGCGAUCAAAAAAAUAAAAAUGAUGCAUUAUCUAAUAGAAUAAUACAUUCAUCAGAUGAUGAAUUAAAUAACCAAGACAACUUUGAAGUCCUUCCUGAAGAAAGUAUUGCACAAGCUAUAGUUAUUGAUGAAAAUGAAAACCCUGU
Racocetra fulgida is the source of this 162-nucleotide messenger RNA. NCBI's taxonomy places the organism in Eukaryota, Fungi, Glomeromycota, Glomeromycetes, Diversisporales, Gigasporaceae. The record is from the annotation of a GenBank genome assembly.